Messenger RNA from Brienomyrus brachyistius, 949 nucleotides. It is a transcript of the gene tmie, whose product is annotated as transmembrane inner ear. The transcript has 4 exons. Lineage: Eukaryota; Metazoa; Chordata; Actinopteri; Osteoglossiformes; Mormyridae. The coding region runs from base 4 to 696 and encodes 230 amino acids. The record is from RefSeq and is a predicted model, not a curated record.
GAAAUGGUGAGGGGGGAAUCGCAAAGGCCGCCUCUGGGAUGGCUGACGGCGUUUCUAUCCUUCUGCGUGCGCAGUACAGUGCCACAGACCCCAGACCCAGAGCUCUUCAGCACUGCGCCCCCAAAGAAGCCAGAUCCCAUUACUUCAGAAACCGUCGUUUUCUGGGGCCUGCGGCUGUGGCAAGUUAUUGGAGUUUUUUCCAUGUUUAUUCUGGCAAUAGUGAUAACGCUUUGCUGCAUCUUCAAAUGCCGGAUUCCCAGGACCAAGAAAGAGAUCGAGGCGAGGCACGCCCAAAGACAGGCAGCUAAGGUAUACGCUGACACCUUAGAGACAGUGCCUCCACUUAAUGAGCUCACAGAGAUGCCUGGAGCUGCCGUCGCUGAGGAAAAAACCGAAGUGCCCACCGUUUCUGGGAAGGUGGAGAAGAAGGGGGAGAAAGAUGGCAACAAGAAGGAGGGCAAGGCGGGUAAAGAGGGGAAAGGGGAUGCCGACGAUGCAACCACCAAGAAGAAAGGGGACAAAGGCAAUGAGAAGAAAGGAGAAGGUGGAGAAAAAGGCAAGAAGGCGGGGGAAAAGCGAGCGGCUGACAAAGGAGGAGAUAAUGCUAAGGGUGGAGCCAAAGGAGGGGGCGGGGCCAAGGAUGCUGGUAAAGGCGGGGCAAAGGGAGGAGCCAAAAAAGACACUGCAAAAAAGUGACAUGUGCUAUGUACAGUACAGAGCGCACAGAGUCCUGGGCACCUUGUCCACGAUGAUAUUGCCACAGAAGACCAAUAUGAUUGUCAUUUCUUUUUAAAGCAAUUUACCCUUGAAUCGAAGAUCUGGAGGUACUUUCCAGUUUGUUCUCUCACAGCUGUGAAUGAGCUGUAAAGGAAUGCAAUAUGCCAUUUCUAUACACUAUUUUUUCACUGUAUAUUUCUUAACAUCUAGUAAAUAAACUAAAUACCAUUUA